This is a messenger RNA of Vanessa tameamea, 4233 nucleotides long. RefSeq names its product PWWP domain-containing protein 2A-like. NCBI's taxonomy places the organism in Eukaryota, Metazoa, Arthropoda, Insecta, Lepidoptera, Nymphalidae. The transcript is spliced from 3 exons. The record is from RefSeq and is a predicted model, not a curated record. The coding region runs from base 27 to 1667 and encodes 546 amino acids. Gene Ontology annotation, cellular component: nucleus; chromocenter. Gene Ontology annotation, molecular function: chromatin binding.
AUUUAGUCUAUGAAACAGUAAAGAAUAUGGCGGCUGUCUCUGCAACAGCCGAUAUGAUGAUUCAAAAGAAUUCUCAGAUUCUAGUGAACGUGGAAGAAGCGCUUGAAGAUUUAAUUGUUGUAUCAUAUAGUAGUGAAGAUAAAAAAUUUCAAGGUGUACUUCUUGACUCUAAUAAGAGUAAUUUACCAUUUGGUGUAUAUAGUCUGCACCCAGCUUUCACAAAGCAAGUCGAAAAUGUCGAGAACAAAGACGACAAACUACAUUCCGUUAGUCAAAGAUUUACUUAUCAAGAACCUCAGUACGCAACUGAAGAUGUGCAAAAAUCUAAAAAACCAAACGCAAAGUCGAAGUCUCAGCCUAGACAAAAGAUGACAGUCCGCUUAAGACCAAGAAAGGUAUUGUGUUCAAAUUGCCAAGGGAUUUGCAAUGAAAAUAGUGAAAAUGUAGACGUGUCCAAGAAGCGGAAAUUAGAUUCGGAUGACGAUUCGCCCAAGGAUGGUUCUGAGUCAUCGAAAUUAGAAAAAAAAUAUCUGAUGGGUAGCAUGCUAAUACCGAAACUAUCUAGGUUACAACCAAAUGAAAUAACGAGUGCUAUAAAAACAAAAAAUAUCUCAAAACCUGGUGAGAAAAAUAGACAUGUAAAAAAUGUGAAAUCUGAUGAUGAAAGUGACCAAACAACUAGAGAGUUGGCUUUCGUUAGUGUUUCUGAUAACAGUGAUAUGUGUGAUAAAGAAGAUGGUAAAGAUAGUGAUAAUUCAUUUAGUAACUUAUUUUCGAAUGCCAGGACACUUAAAAUUAGUUUUGGUGAAGGUGAGGGAACUGUGGUAAAAAUACCUCCAUUAGGUGGUGAUUUUAAUGAAGAUUCUGGUGUUUCCUGUGAUAUGUCUAAGCCGUCUAAACCAGAUUCAAAGGCUGUAAAAAAAGCACUUAAAAAAGCUAAAAAACAAGCAAAGAAAAAUAGUGAUUCUGUAAAAGCAGUUGAUCUAUGGAUAGAACAAUCGCCAAAACACAUUGGGGCAUUGUCACCACGCAACAAUGUUUCGAAUAGUCCACCUUUAGACCCAUUAGAAAAGAAACACAAGCAUAAAGUUAAACACAAAAAAAAACAUAAAGUACAGAAAAAACGUGAUGAGAACUCAAGCAAAUGUGACGAUGACUCUAUGGACUACUUCAGUAACAUUAAGGAUUGUCUGAAUCAGAAGUUGUCCAUCAGUUUGCGUAGAUUAAGCAGUAAUUCUUAUGAACGUAGAGAUGAUGAUGUGUCAGAUGAUGGGGAAAGUGAAACUGUGCCAGACUUUCCUGCUAACAGCACAGAGGGUGUUGGUGGACAAUUAUUACGUGUAUCUCCUGGUGAUAUUGUCUGGGGUAAAGUUGUUGGAUUUCCAUGGUGGCCAGGGAGGGUACUGAGUGUCACCCCAACAGCUCGAGCUCAUGUAGCGUGGUAUGCUUCAACAACAUCAUCACUGAUGCCAUGUGAUAGCCUAAGUCCAUUCCUAGAAGAUUAUAAGAUAAGAUACAACAAAAAGAAAAGGGGUCCAUAUAAAGAGGCCGUAAAGCAAGCAACUAUUGAAGCAAGGCAAAUUGAAUCUCAUGUAGAUCCACUAGCAAGUCCGACUCAGGCUAACCUUGCAACCGCUUCACCGCGCCCUAUUGAUGUGUUCUCAUAAUUGUGAUUAAGGUAUACUGCCGAAUUUAAAAAAUAAUGUGAUAUUUCUGUCUGCACAAACUCAUUGACCAUUAGUUGUAAGUUAAAGGUUAACUGUUGACAUUAAGUGUAACAAUUUAAAAUUAGUGGUGCAAGUUUGACGUCGUUCAACAAUAUUGGUACUGAUUCUAGUGCACACAAUCUUCAAACUUCUUUAACAUACCAUAAUAAUCUCUUUAUUCUUUUUAAUUCCACAUAUUAGAAAGAGAGAGCAAUAUUUGUAUUGGCGUCAAUUUAGUAACAAUAAUAUCAUCACUAUUAUUUAUUUUAAUUUGAUUGGUGGUUAAUUUUUUUGUACAAAAUCAUGUUUAAGUUUCUCAUACAUAUGCGAUGUAUUGUCUACUGUAUUGGCAGCUCGGAAUUUUAUAAAAUAGAAUAUUAUUAUAAAAUUGAUGAAGUAGGUUCGAUUUUUUUUUUUUAAUCAAUGUGCAAUACCUUCAUUUGAAAUAAAAACUGCCUUUUAAGACUUAAUUAUUAAUAUUGUAAGAAUAAUAAGAACUGCUGAUUUACUUUUAAUUUUACUGUUUAUUGCGUAUACAAGUUAUAUUGGUGUUGUUCAAGUGAUAAUUCCUAAAAUAAUUUGGCAGGACUAAAAGUAUUGUUAUCUCGUCCUUCCUUCAUGUGUGCGAUAAAAAGGGAUGGUAAAUCUUUCCUUCCUGUCAAAUUAAUUCAGGUAUUAAGUAUGUACAACAGAAUUAUCAUUGUUGCUGUUAGUGUAAAAGAUCAUAUGUAUAAAUACAUAGUUAAAUGUUUUAUUAAUAUAUUUUGUUCCUCCACUAUCUCUAUGGUAACUAAUGAUUAAUGUAACUUCUAUAACCAUGAUGUAGGACUUCCUCUGGGUAGUAGUGCUUCGUGUAAGUCCGUCUAGGUAGUACCACAAAUUUACGUUAGGUCAGUGGGGCUAUUACGGUUAGAGCAUAGCAACUGUUGCUAUCAAAUAUUUGUUGCGAAUUGAUAAAUGUUACAGUCGAUAAAUCAGUAUUAUGGAGUAUUAUGCUACUGCAUAGGUCAAUAAUACUGAUUUGUAAUUAUUUAAUUUGUAAUCAAUCCGCACAAAUAUUCGAUAGCAACAGGUCACAUCUACUACCAAACAGCAUGACUAGGUUGUAAGCAUUAUUGUUACCCGGUUGAAAGAUGAAUCAGUCAGUGUAACUGCAGACACAAAGGACAUAAAGUCUUAGUUCCCAGGGUUUGCGGUGCAUUGCUGAGGUAAGAGAUGACUAAAAAUUUAUAUAUCUUCAAUUGUCAAUGUCUAUGGGCGUUGGAAAUCACUUACCAUCAGGUGGCGCAUUUGCCAGUCUACAUACCUAUAUUAAAUAUUUAAAAAAGUACCUAUAUUGUAUAUAUGGACUUUUGUACUAACAGUUAUGCAUUGUAGCUUUAUUUGAGUUCAACUCAUUGAAAGUUUAAUUUUUUUUCCAGAGUUAUUACAAAGCAUAUAUUACUUUUGAUAUUUUAAACAUGUUUAGUUUGUUAUUUUACAUUGAUAUUUAUUUUAUCUGUUUUAUAUUAUAAUAUCUAUGUACCUAUCACAGAUAAUGUUAUUUUUGUAUAUUAAUUUUUAGAUUAAAUAAAAUGUGUUAUUGCCAUUCCUUUGUCAUGGUUUUGAAUUGAAAAAAUAUCAGAAAAAAACAAUUGUUUGUAUUAAUUCUUUUUUCAAAACCAAAUGGUUAGGUUAUAUUUGUUAUUUAUUUUUAAGAUUUUAAAAUGGUUUAAAAAAACAUUAGUAAAUCAUUUAUUUUGUUAAAAUGUGUUUAGUAAAUUUCCUUUUUAAAUUUUAUUUUGAAUUAGAAUAUUAAAAAAAAGUAUGUAUGACAAACUUUAAAAUUAUGUUAUGAAUAAUUUACUUAAUUUACUUUUUUACUCUAUUUCAUCUUAAUACCAGACGAAAAUAUUGUAUAUCUGAAUGUACUUAGUGUCCGAAUCUUAUCAAAUACACAUUCCCUCGGGGUCAUUUUUCAGAUUUCGAAAUUAUUAUGAAAUACUAAUGGUUACAAGGUAAUGAAACUUCGAAUUUAAAGGGACAAGAUUUCAAAUAUAUGUAAAAAUAUUCAAAACCAUACUGUACUUUUAAAUGUCUAUUACUGUAAUGUACAUAUAUAUUAUAACUAUGUAACUUUCUCUUGUAAUUUAUAAAAUAAAGAUCGUACAUUUAUGCUGUUGUCUCUUUCGAGCAAACGAUUAAUUGCUAUCUGAGAGAGAGGGAGACAAAAUCCAUUAUCCAAAUUAAGUAAUACAGCAUUUUUGUUGCAAAUUAAAUUAUGAUUAUUGUUUUGGUGCCAAUUUUGUAAUAAAUUUGAAAAAGUUUCAUUAGACGAUACUUAAUGCUCCAAUAUGUUUUCGCAUAUGAUUGAUAAAAAUAUUUAGUGCUUAAAAACAGUUAUGCCAAAGAUUAAUGAUCUUUGUCGUAAUUAUAAAAAAAAAGAAAACUAUAGUAAUGUGUUUAAAUUAACAUAAGCUGGUACAUUCUAACGUGUAUUUCACUACAGGAAUUGUAUUUUAAAAAUAAAAGUAAGUUGUACAGGAAA